Messenger RNA from Akanthomyces muscarius, 1176 nucleotides. RefSeq lists its product as uncharacterized. The transcript has a single exon. The record is from RefSeq and is a predicted model, not a curated record. The coding region runs from base 1 to 1176 and encodes 391 amino acids. Lineage: Eukaryota; Fungi; Ascomycota; Sordariomycetes; Hypocreales; Cordycipitaceae.
AUGGAUCAAAACGUCUUCGCAUCCAAUCUCAUACAAAGACCCGCUGGCUGCAGCAGCCGCUACGCAUCACCACCGCCCUCGCCACGGCUGCGUCAUCGCAAGACGCCCAUUGUCCGGACGAGCCCGCUCCUACAGCUGCCGGCGGAAAUCAGAAGCCUCAUCCUAGUCGCGGCCUUUGGCCACCGCACCAUCCACGCCGACCUCGAUCUCGUCAGCACGCCGGCCACCACUGAAACACAAACGACCCGGCCCAUCACGCCGCCGGACGGCGGUGCUGGUGUCACACGACAGCGGGACCUCAUCGACUUGGCCAGCGACGACAUCCAGUGGAAGCCCACCGGCCAUCUCUGCCAUCGGCGGUGCUUCGAUGCGCGCCAGUCGCGCUCCUCGCUGCCCACGCCGCUCUUCGUCGUCGACCGCGACCGGUGCUUCACCGGCGGCGGCGCCCUCUGCACCCUCCCCGACUAUGGUCUCUCAUCAUGCCGGAUCGGCGCCCUCGGCUGGCUCCUCACCUGCCACCAGGCCUACGCCGAGGGCGUCGAGGUGCUCUACCGGCACAACACGUUCCGCCUCAACGAGUCGUUUGCCCUCGAAAACCUGGCCCGCAUCAUGCCCGCCGCCGCCCACAUCGCCCAGCUGUCCCUGAACCUGACCAUGGGCCGCCCGCGCGUCGCCUCGGACCGCAUCGCCUACCCGCGCCCGCGCGACACCGUCGAGCACCUCCCGGUCCUCUUUUCCCUGCUCCCGGACGCCUUUGCCAGCCUGUCGCGCCUGCACCUCGUGCUGGCCGGCGAGAUGUGGCCCGAGAUACAGCUCUUCGUCUACUGCGGCCCGUCGGCGGCGCUGCACGCUCAGGUCGAGCACAUGCUGGCGGAGCUCGCGGCCAUGAUGCGCCGCAUGCGCGCCUUGCGGCUCUGCGAGGUCGCGUUCGACAGCAGCGUGUACUUUCCCUGGCUGCAGAUUGAGAGGGGGCUGGACAUUGACUUUAAGAAUUAUGCCGACUUUGAGCAGUGUCCCUAUACAGUCUGGCGGCCGCUGGCGGCAGAAGACGCGCAGGACGUGGAGAGCAUGCCGACAGACAGACGCAGGCUCUCUGGGUUUUGGGUCUGCUUGGAUGCCUGGGAUGCUAUUCCCUGGUCCGUCAUGACGGAUUUGUACGGCACGGGGCCAUGGUGA